Messenger RNA from Neomonachus schauinslandi (Hawaiian monk seal), 945 nucleotides. RefSeq names its product olfactory receptor 52K1-like. Gene Ontology annotation, molecular function: olfactory receptor activity. Gene Ontology annotation, cellular component: membrane. Lineage: Eukaryota; Metazoa; Chordata; Mammalia; Carnivora; Phocidae. Gene Ontology annotation, biological process: G protein-coupled receptor signaling pathway. The record is from RefSeq and is a predicted model, not a curated record.
AUGGCCAUGUCAGCCUCCAAUAUCACCUCAACCCAUCCGGCAGUCUUUGUGUUGAUGGGGAUCCCAGGCCUGGAGCACCUACAUAACUGGAUCUCCAUUCCGUUCUGCUCAGCUUAUACUUUAGCCCUGCUAAGCAACUGCACCCUCCUCUUCAUUAUUCAGACUGAUGCAGCCCUUCAUGAGCCCAUGUACCUCUUUCUGGCCAUGUUGGCAGCCAUUGAUCUGGUCCUCUCUUCUACAACACUUCCCAAAAUGUUAGCUAUUUUUUGGUUCAGAGAUCGGGAGAUCAGCUUCUAUGGCUGUCUGGUCCAGAUGUUCUUUCUCCAUUCCUUCUCUAUCAUGGAGUCAGCAGUGCUGCUGGCCAUGGCCUUUGACUGCUAUGUGACCAUCUGUAAGCCACUGCACUACGCUAUGGUGCUGACUGGGCCCCUUACCACCAAGAUUGGCAUGGCUGCUGUGGCUCAGGCUGUGACACUAAUGACUCCACUCCCCUUUCUGCUCAAAGGCUUCCACUACUGCCGAGGCCCCAUGAUUGCCCACUGCUACUGUGAGCACAUCGCCAUGGUAAGGCUGGCCUGUGGGGAUACUUGCUUCAACAAUGUCUAUGGCAUUGCUGUGGCCAUGUUUAUAGCGGUGUUGGACCUGCUGUUUGUUACUUAUAUCUUCAUCCUUCGGGCAGUUCUACAGCUUGCCUCUCAGGAGGCCCACUACAAGGCCUUUGGGACAUGUGUGUCUCACAUAGGUGCCAUAUUGUCCACCUACACGCCUGUGGUCAUCUCCUCAGUCAUGCACCGUGUGGCUCGCCAGGCUGCCCCUCAUGUCCACAUACUCCUUGCUAUUUUCUAUCUUCUUUUUCCACCCAUGAUCAACCCCAUCAUCUAUGGUGUCAAGACCAAGCAGAUUCGUGAUCAUGUGCUCAGUCUAUUCUGGAGAAAGAAUGUGUAG